Phaethon lepturus (White-tailed tropicbird) is the source of this 1254-nucleotide messenger RNA. It is a transcript of the gene STK17B, whose product is annotated as serine/threonine kinase 17b. The record is from RefSeq and is a predicted model, not a curated record. Gene Ontology annotation, biological process: intracellular signal transduction; protein phosphorylation; positive regulation of apoptotic process. The transcript is spliced from 7 exons. Gene Ontology annotation, cellular component: nucleus. Gene Ontology annotation, molecular function: ATP binding; protein serine/threonine kinase activity. NCBI's taxonomy places the organism in Eukaryota, Metazoa, Chordata, Aves, Phaethontiformes, Phaethontidae. The coding region runs from base 31 to 1149 and encodes 372 amino acids.
CUGGUAGAAGAAAGAGACCUGUUCCUGACUAUGUCAAGGAGGAAGUUGGAGAAUAAAAGCCUUUCUGGCUUGUUAGCCACAUCUCUGCAGACACAAAUCAAGACAGACAGUUUCCACAAUUUUUACAUGCUUGAAUCGAAGGAGCUAGGAAGAGGAAGAUGUGCUGUAGUUAGAAAAUGUAUAGCUAAAUCCACAGGCCAAGAGUAUGCAGCUAAAUUUUUAAAGAAAAGAAGAAGAGGUCAAGACUGCAAAGCAGAGAUUCUUCAUGAAAUUGCUGUGCUUGAGUUAAUGAAAUCUAAUCCUCGCAUAGUUAAUCUCCAUGAAGUCUAUGAAACAGCAAAUGAAAUCAUCUUAGUGUUGGAAUAUGCUGCUGGAGGAGAAAUAUUUGACUUGUGUGUCCCAGAUCUGGAUGACAGAAUUGGUGAAAGGGAUAUUGUAAGACUUGUAAGACAAAUACUUGAAGGACUUUGCUGCUUGCAUGAAAACAAUAUUGUUCAUCUUGAUUUAAAGCCUCAAAAUAUUUUGCUGAGCAGUCUCAAUCCUCUUGGUGAUGUAAAAAUUGUAGAUUUUGGUAUGUCUCGGAAGCUUGAUAAUUCUGGUGAACUGCGGCAGAUCAUGGGAACAACAGAGUAUCUGGCUCCAGAAAUCUUAAACUAUGAUCCUAUUACCACAGCUACAGAUAUGUGGAACAUAGGUGUAAUUUCAUACAUGCUGCUGACACAAGAAUCUCCAUUUGUGGGAGCUGAUCAUCAAGAAACUUACCUUAAUAUAUCGCAAGUUAACGUGGAUUAUUCAGAAGAAACAUUUUCAUCAGUUUCACAGCCUGCCAAAGACUUCAUUCAAAAACUUCUUAUAAAAAAUCCAGAGGAAAGACCCACAGCAGAGGCCUGUCUUUCUCAUUUGUGGUUGCAGCAAGGGGAGUUCAUACUCUUGUAUAGCCCUGAAGAAACUUGUUGCUCUUCUCUGAUGCCAGGACACACAACAAAAUGCUCAGAAGAGCGAAAUACAAAAUCCAGUUGUAAUGGUACCUGUGGCAACAAGGAAGACAAAGAAAACAUUCCAGAGGACAGCAGUACAGUCUCCAAACGUUUCCGUUUUGAUGAUUCAUUGCAGUAUCCCCAAGACUUCAUGACAGACUUCGUAUGUUAAUGCGUAAUAUAGACUCUUAAAACAUGAAUUUAGGAUAAUCUAUUCCAGUGGCGAAUAUAAGAUUAUGGCUUGCCAAUUCAUGCAACAUUGGCAUACUGGAAAUGC